Molecule: messenger RNA, 1235 nt
Organism: Oreochromis niloticus (Nile tilapia)
Lineage: Eukaryota; Metazoa; Chordata; Actinopteri; Cichliformes; Cichlidae
Exons: 3
Coding region: 153-839 (228 amino acids)
Biological process (GO): regulation of cytokine production; T cell receptor signaling pathway
Cellular component (GO): external side of plasma membrane
Molecular function (GO): signaling receptor binding
Source: RefSeq, a predicted model, not a curated record
UAAAAUGAGUUGAAGGAGGAAACACCCAUACUAUUGCCCAGGCGAAAAAGUCUGUUCGGUUUGCUUGGCUGAAGUUGUUUCAGCAGCACCGUGUGUGUAUAUAUUUCGCUUCUACCUCGUGUGAAAUCAACAAAACUCAACUCGGAGCGCAAAUGGCUGCUUUAAUAUCGUUGUCACUUUGGUGUAUUUGGAUGUCUGUCUCGAUUCUACGUUCAGCGGCCUCUAACGACCCAAACCCCAUCACAGCUAAGCCUGGAGAGAACGUCACUCUGAAAUGUCAAGCUCCAAACAACAACAUCCUAGUUGUGGAGUGGAUGAAAGCUGACCUGAAGGAAGAAUAUGUCCUUUUGUACCGGGAUGGUCACUUAUAUCCUGAUGACCAGCUUUUAUCUUUUAAGAACCGGGUGGAUCUGCAGGACAGACAGAUGAAGGAUGGAGACGUGUCUCUGAUUCUGAAGAACGUGACGAUUAAUGACGCUGGAACAUACGAGUGUCGUGUUGUCAUGAAAGGAGCAAACCGCAGAACGAGAGCUAAUCUGGAUGGUGACCCCAGCUGCAGCAUCAGCCUGAGUGUUGUUGAUCCUUCAGGUCAGCCUGGAGGAGGCAGAGAGGAUGGAGGGAAGGAGGAUGGAGGGAAGGAGGAUGGAGGGAAGGAGGAUGGAGGGAAGGAGGCUGGAUUUUAUGCACUAGUAACUGGACUGCCAGUUACUGCUGUGCUGCUUUUUUUUGCCAUCACUGGUGGUAUAUUUAUCUACAGAAGAAAAGAAAAACAUCCAAACAAACUUAAGGAAUCUAACUCCUCAUCAAGUUCAUCUCUUGACUCACUUGUCACUAGUUAGUUGUCCUGAUUCACUGUUGUUUGUUAUCAGUGAUUUUUUUCCCAAGCUGGGAAUUUUAUUUUACAUGUCUUUUUCUGACACAUGCCACAAUCAUUAAGCUAGCCCAUGUGUGAUUAGCUGAGUUGUGUUUGGCAUGUUGGAUUCAAGGCAUGUCCCCCUCCUUGAAUUGCCACCUUAUCGUGGUGGAGGGGUUUGUGAGCUCAGACGAUCCUGGGAGCUGAGUUGUCUGGAGCGUUCAGCUCUUGGUAGGGUCUCCCAUGACAAACAGGUCCCAGGUGAUGAGCCAGACUAAGAGCAAUUCAGUAACAUUUAACCAUGAUUAAACUAGGCUUUCUGUAACGUUGUUUGUAUGCAUUUUGGUUGUAUAGACAGAUUAAAAUACACCCAUUUCUCUCA